AUGGAGGAGUUUCGCCAAUCCAUGAAGGAUUUUCACCAAGAGGUAAAUCUCCAAUUUGAUAAUCUUGAAAAGAAAAUGGAUAAGUUUGAAAACAACAUGGAUCGAUGGUUUGGUAAGUUGGAUGACUGUGUUUCUGAUUUUAGUAUGCCAAUACAUAGAGCCACUUAUGAUUUUGAUGUGUUUAAAUCUGAAACCAUGUCUGUUGCGUGCGAUGAUUUAAUGGUUGAUCGACUAGCCAUGGUCAACCAAAUUCCAUCGAUGAGCCUGGCUACGACACUGUUGCCAGAAGCAAGGAAUCCCAAUGUGUCUUUUCCAGUGAACAAUAUUGGUCUUAAGGACACACAAGUUGGAGGUGGCUUGCAGAAGCCACUACAAAGAGGUCAGUAUCAACAUAUUUCUAAUAAGAAUGAAAAUAAGAAUCAGGGUGGACAAUCUGUUUACAAUCCCGUUGAGCAUAGCAAGCUCGCGUAUGAUGGGUUGUCCAAGCAACAUCGCAAUGGGAUUCAAUCUAAGCCGUUAGGGGGGCAUGAGAUCCCACCGCAUGGCCGGUUCAAAGAAAAACAACACCGUAAGUGGCAAAUAAGUUUGCCACAUCCACCCCAUUCUAUGAAAAAUCAAACUAGGAUAACCACAAACACUACUAAAGAUGGAGGUGGUGACCACGUGAAAAACUCUAAUGCCACCAAAGUGGGCAUGGAUCAACAGAACCCUCAUUGUAAUUUGUCCCCAAAGCCUCCACUGAGUGGACAGGGGGGCAAGUUCAAUCAACCCCAACAUGGAGUUGCCACACCAAUACUGGCUGGGAACAAGUCUUCCAUGAUUUUCGGGCAGGGGGGCAAGUUAAAUGCCCGAAAAAUUUCAAACUCACGUGAAAAUUCAAAAGAUACCAAGUGGUUCUGUGAUAAGUGCAUUAAUCAAAAUAACCACAUGGCUGUUGGUGAAGCUCGUAAGCCUCAAACUCAACAACGUCGUUAUUGUGUGCAGCUCACAAAACAAGAUCAGUCUGGGCAAGCGAUGUCACAUGGUCGAUUUGACAGGACAAAGUCGUUAAAAACUUCAAGGUCCCGCCACGAGUAA
Linum trigynum is the source of this 1077-nucleotide messenger RNA. The record is from the annotation of a GenBank genome assembly. NCBI's taxonomy places the organism in Eukaryota, Viridiplantae, Streptophyta, Magnoliopsida, Malpighiales, Linaceae.